GUGUCGCAAAGCGUUGGCCGUGGUUCCCCUGCUGCACUUCGAAGCUUAGUUGGAGGCACAAUCCCGUGUUGUGGACGCAGGGAUUAGUGGAGAACACGAAACAGACAUCCCUUCCUCAACGCCGGCACGCCAUCUCUUCGCUUCUCCCUCACGCCUCAAAUUUCGUGCCGCAAACUCCUCGUUCCUCGGUAAUCUGUCUCCGAACUCAAGAUGAGGCCCUUGGCUUGCUGCAAGAGUUCGUACCAAGAGGAAGAUGAAGAAGUGCAGACGAGGGGCCAAAAGCACCGGGUCUUCACGUAUGAGGAGAUUCACGCUGCCACCUCUGGCUUCUCAGCCUCGGCCCUCCUCGGCCGCGGCAGCCAUGGCUCGGUCUAUCGCGCCUCGCUCGACCAAGGGCGCUUACUCGCCGCCGCCAAGCUCCCUUCCUUGGCUUUUGCCUCCUCCGGUUCCCCCUCGGCCACCGACGCCGAGAUCGACCUCCUCUCGUCGCUCCCCCGCAGCCCGCUUUUCGUGAACCUCGUCGGCGCUACGCCGGCCUCUGGGCCGUCCCCCCGCAUCCCGGUCGUCGACCUCAUGCCGCAUGGCUCGCUCUACGACCUCCUGCACGACCCGCUCCGCCCCUCGCCGCCCUUCUCACACCGCCUCCGCCUCGCCCUUCGCUCCGCCGCUGCUCUCGCGCAACUCCACUCCCUCCGCGUCGUCCACCGCGACGUCAAGCCCGCCAAUCUCCUCCUGGACGCCAAGGGCCGGACCCGCCUCGCAGACUUCGGGCUUGCCAUUCGGCUGCCGCUUCCGGGCGGCGAUGAGGACAGGUCUCUUCCACCUCCGGCAGGCACCAUGGGCUACCUCGACCCGGGUUACGUCCGCCCUGUGGACGCCAGCACCAGGACCGACGUGUACAGCUUCGGCGUCCUCCUCCUCGAGGUACUCAGCGGGCGGGAGGCCAUCGACGUGGAGUAUAGCCCGCCGUCGCUGGUGGACUGGGCGACGCCGUUGCUGGAGGAGGGGAGGUUCGAGGAGCUAUGGGACCCGCGGGCGGCGCCGGAGGAUAGGAGUGAGGAGGAGGCAGCGAGGGCGGUCGCAGAGGUUGCAGGGAGGUGCUUGGCUCCGGCCGCAGGGGAUCGACCAUCGAUGGCUGAGGUGGUGACGGUGCUUCGGGCGGCCAACCGGCGGCGGUUGUGGCGGUGGGCUCUGCGACGGCCGGGGAAGAGGUCGCGCCCGCCGAAUGGCCGCAACAGCGUGUCCGACGUGGCGGGCUCGUAACGUCGCGCGGCCUUUAGUUUUCUCAUCGUCUCUUCCGAUCGGCCGUGUUAUUCCGAACAGAAAACACCGAGGUGCCCGCUUUACCACUAAGAGCAUUCGUCGCUUGCUGUGAACAGGAUGUGUGCAAUGAUGUCGAUUUGAUGGCGCGUGGUUGGAUAAUAACAGCCACCUCAGUAGUGUCACGACUCGUGAGGACUGGCAUUAUAAUGCUUCCCACAUCUGCGACAGGGCCGCGGGCGAGUCAUUCAUUCACUGGCAUGUACGUACUUAAAAAACAUUUAAUUAAUAAUAUAUAUAAUUUGCUUUUUCUACAAA
Messenger RNA from Musa acuminata subsp. malaccensis (wild Malaysian banana), 1578 nucleotides. Its product is annotated as serine/threonine-protein kinase-like protein At1g28390. The record is from RefSeq and is a predicted model, not a curated record. NCBI's taxonomy places the organism in Eukaryota, Viridiplantae, Streptophyta, Magnoliopsida, Zingiberales, Musaceae. Gene Ontology annotation, molecular function: protein serine/threonine kinase activity; ATP binding. Gene Ontology annotation, biological process: protein phosphorylation.